Messenger RNA from Diplodia corticola, 486 nucleotides. RefSeq lists its product as uncharacterized. NCBI's taxonomy places the organism in Eukaryota, Fungi, Ascomycota, Dothideomycetes, Botryosphaeriales, Botryosphaeriaceae. The record is from RefSeq and is a predicted model, not a curated record. The transcript has a single exon. Bases 1 to 486 code for a protein of 161 amino acids.
AUGGGCGUAAGCCAACACCUCCCCGCCGCCGCCGCCGCCGCCGCCAGCACCACCACCGCCGCCGCCCCUCCCCCCAGUACCGUCCCAGCCAUCUUCCACCCCCCCGAACAACCCGCCACCGACCACCAGCAGCACCCCUGCCACGACCCUUCCUACGUCGCCGCCCUCUUCGCCGUCUGGCGCGCCGAGUCCGCCGCCCACGAAGACCGCCGCGAGCGGCGGAAGGAGGAGCGGAAGGCGGCCAAGAGGGCGAAGGAGUCGGAAGCGAGCGACGGCGCGCGGGUCGCUGAUCUGCGGCGCGAAGAGGAGGAGCGGCGGCAGCAGUUGCAGGAGGGGGGGCAAGGGGCGAAGGCGUGGAAGGAAGGGAGGGCGGAGAGGAAGAAGAUGAGGGCGGAGAGGAGGCGGGCGGGGAGGUGUGGUGGGGGGGUGGGGGAUGGGGUGUUGGGAGGUGAGGGGGAGGUCGGUUUGGGGGUGGGGGAAUUGUAA